CAUAUAGUACUUCAAUAAGGAAAUUUUUAUUGUGCGGUAUACCGCCACUAUAUAAACUUGUCUUAAUCUGAAGCUCUAAAGUAAUAUUUAAAAUGAUUUUCAAGAGUAGUAUUGUAUUAUUUUGUGUAUUUUUCGCCGUUGGCGUUCUUGGAGGAAGAAAAGCAUCUUCAACAAAGGAAGCCCAGGGAAAUGACCAAGGUAAUUAUGGUGAAUUAAAGAAUUAUGAAGGAUCUAGUCGUAAAGUCAGACAAUAUCCUUACUAUUACGAUGAAUAUGCAAGAGAAAAUAGUUACGAUCAGACACAGCAAAUCUAUAACAAUCAACCGCAAAACACAAAUGAUUACGGUCAGUCCGGACAGAAUGAUUACUAUGGCCAGAACACACACAGAUUACCAGUAUAUAAACCUGUGAUUAUUGGUAAUGGUCGACAAAACACAAACGUUGUCGCUAUAUCAGGAAGCGAUCCUUCAUACAUAGUGGGAUAUACUAAUCAAGAUGAAGAUUACGAUCUCUAUAAUGAUAAACGAGGACAACAGUACCCAGGCUCAAAAGGUAACAGUUUUAUUGCGGUAAACCAAAGACCUGGUGAGCCAGAAACUGUUAUACUGUCGUCUAGAUCAAAACACGGACAUCAAAGUACUAUAAUUGUCAAUCAAGAAGGAGCCGAUCAAAAUCCAGGUCCGUACAAAAACUUACCAAAUAAUAAAAAACACUUUAUUGGCAAACAAAACUACAAUCAAAAUACUCGUCAAAGCCAAGAAUUUGGAGGUAUUAGGUAUUAGGUUCAUUAUGGAAUUGAACCUCUAAAAAUAUGUCAAUGAUCACUUUUGAAUUGUCAAGUACUAAAACUGAGGUACAUAAUAAGAAUUCUUAAUUAAGACAAAAUAUAAU
Molecule: messenger RNA, 891 nt
Organism: Colias croceus (clouded yellow)
Lineage: Eukaryota; Metazoa; Arthropoda; Insecta; Lepidoptera; Pieridae
Exons: 5
Coding region: 93-782 (229 amino acids)
Source: RefSeq, a predicted model, not a curated record